This is a messenger RNA of Theileria equi strain WA, 1614 nucleotides long. RefSeq lists its product as hypothetical. Bases 1 to 1614 code for a protein of 537 amino acids. The record is from RefSeq and is a predicted model, not a curated record. The transcript has a single exon. Lineage: Eukaryota; Apicomplexa; Aconoidasida; Piroplasmida; Theileriidae.
AUGGUUAGAUGGUGGAUUUUUGGUUAUGAUUGGACGCGAUAUGUAACUGUAGACAUCGCCAAAAGUUUGAAUUCUGAAGGUGUACAAAUAACUGGGAAUGGGAGGGACAAACAAUAUGGAACACAUUACUACAAAGAUGGGAAUAGUACAGUUUAUCUCCGGGAAAGUCCGUUUAAAAGCUCCUCCCUUCAGGGGUACUCAAGGCUUGUUCAUACCCUUCAACCGGAUACGCACACUUAUCGCUAUUUGUUAAAGGAAGUACAGUAUAAUAGUAUUAAACAGAAUAUAAUUGGAAGUAUAGAAUCCACUCAUUUUGUAACGGCUGUCUACCUAUGUCAUGAUAAGGGUAGGAAGAUACCUCUUAUGAUUUGUCUACUAAAAUACCCAGGAUAUUCUAGGUAUUUAAGGCAUGAUACGCACUAUUAUGUUAGAAAGAGUGGAAUAGAGCCUAAUAAGUGGCAAUAUGAUCGUAGCGUAACUAGUGACGGUAAAGUUCUCACAGAGACACUUAAAAAAAUUCUUGAACAGUGCAACUACCCAUCUGUUUUAAAUGCUGAGAGGACCAGUGGAUCAUAUUUUAUCGAUGGAGAAAAUGGUCAAAACACCUUUAAACUUUAUACCAUUCCUAAAUUUGCCGUUAAGAAGUCUGAAAAUGAUCCCGUUCAGGGAUAUGUGAAAUAUACCCAUACGCUCGGUAAUGGAUAUGACUUCAGGAUUUUUUCUACUACCCAUAAAAAAGCAUGCCAGAAAUUCGCUGAUAAAGAUUUUUAUAAAAAGGGACCAUUUAAAGAGGCAUCCUUUUAUUACUGGGCUGGGGAUAAGGAUUGUAAUAAUCCACUUCUUCUUAAGCUUACAUCUGAUACCAUAGAUAUUUCUUACUAUAUACUUGAUAGUACUAAUAAAUGGAAAGAAGUCACUAUUUCUAAGACCGUUUUCCAGGGUAUGAUGCUUUUGGAUCUUCUUGAUACAGAAAAUUGCAGGAAGAAUAAAGCUGUAAUUUUAAAUAUAUCUCAGACGGAUAAAGAAGAUUUUGUUUUGUUUAGUACUUCAUGCCAGACGAAUUUAAACAUUAGUAAAUGUCCUACAAAAUCACAAAUGUAUGAUAGAUACUAUCAAAGCUUGGCAAGUGGAUAUAAACUUGGAAGAUUCACACAGAAGGGGCAUGCUGCAACGUUAGAUUCUCUAGAACUACCACUGACUGAUACCUCAGUUUUUGUAUUCCAUUAUCCUAAAAGUGAAGAUGGGAAACCAUUUCUUAUCUACCUUAGAGAUAGUAGAAAAUCAUACAAAAACACUAACGAUAGACCUUAUGAAUGGAAAUUAUAUACUAGAGGAAUAACUGAUGAGAAUGAUGAAGAUAGAAUACGAAACAUACUUGAAUUGGGGGAUAGCCACACUGAUAGUGGUAAUUCAUUUGCCAAAGAAGAAUCAGAUAUAGAAAUAGAAAUAGGAACAGAGGGUGAAAUACCAACAUUUGAGAAUGAAAAUACUACCAUAUACAACACAAAUUUAUGGCAUUUGUUAUGGUUAGUGCCAAUUAUUAUUAUUAUAAUCAUUUUACUGAUUUUAUACUGUUACUAUUAUCUGCGUGACCCGUGGGUUCGUCAGAUAUAG